AUGGUGACUCCGGACCAAAUGACCCACAGUAACCUGUCCACGGGGCAACUAUCAGUCAACCUGUCUUCAGCAGGAGCAGGGAAGAUGUUGGUCUUCAAACACGUCGUCACAAACAUCGGAGACGCCUACAACCCGCAGACAGGAGUUUUUACCGCCCCACUGAGAGGAGYUUACCACUUUCAGUGGUACAUCGGCGUCAACAACAAUGAAAACACAAUAACCUCGUUAGUGAAGAAUGACCAGCAGGUUUUCACUGCGAGGAACGACUUGACCUCAGGUGAUUAUCUGGUGUUGGGCUUCAGCAGUGCGUCUAACGGCGCCUCGCUGCUGCUGGAGGCCGGAGAUGUCGUGUUUGUUCGUCUCUGGUCCRGCCAUGUCGUCUAYGACGAUGAAAACCACAUCUGCACCUUCAGCGGUCAUCUGCUGUUCCCCAUGUGAGGCAGGACAACCGGCGCUGACGAGAUGCUARCUAGGAGCUAACCCUUUCCUAUGGGCCGUCCAGGUCUUUUUCUAACUUCACAAUAAAUAUUUAAAAACUGUA
This is a messenger RNA of Poecilia reticulata (guppy), 541 nucleotides long. The record is from RefSeq and is a predicted model, not a curated record. NCBI's taxonomy places the organism in Eukaryota, Metazoa, Chordata, Actinopteri, Cyprinodontiformes, Poeciliidae.